This is a messenger RNA of Sugiyamaella lignohabitans, 2811 nucleotides long. It is a transcript of the gene SWC3, whose product is annotated as Swc3p. Lineage: Eukaryota; Fungi; Ascomycota; Dipodascomycetes; Dipodascales; Trichomonascaceae. Gene Ontology annotation, molecular function: ATP-dependent H2AZ histone chaperone activity. The record is from RefSeq and is a predicted model, not a curated record. The transcript has a single exon. Gene Ontology annotation, cellular component: Swr1 complex. Gene Ontology annotation, biological process: chromatin remodeling. Bases 1 to 2811 code for a protein of 936 amino acids.
AUGGAAUCUCCUGCUCCCCGACGAAGUUCGCGGCGGAUUCAAAGUCUCCAACAACACGAGCGAGAAGAAUCUCCGUUAGUCAAGACCGAACCCUCUUCUACUCCAGUCAAGAAAAAUGAAAAAAAAUCCGCACCACCAUCUGGAAGGAAGGUGGCAACACCCACCGCAGAAACUCCCAAACAAAAGUAUCCAUAUACAGUCGUGGAUGGUACACCAGUGUCUGAAUCAUUACCUGAUUACUCGGCUCUAGAGCAUCCUCUGCCUCUUGAAGAAUGUCAGUCAUUGUCGUAUUCGAUUGAAAAGUCGCGAAACAGCUGGCUUUUGGGUGGUAUGUUUAAGAAGUUUUGGACUAGACCACCACGAGGUCGUAAAUUGCCAACUGGUGAUUCGGCUGUAAGAGAAAAGAUGAACAAACUCUGCGAAUGCAACAUGAUCAUGGGUCCACAUAUAUUCGAUGUCAGGUUGUUUGUUGUCAAGGAUGAGAAUCCUGAAGACGAUAGUGAAGAAGAAGAGGAGCCUAUACCUGGAGCUGGUCCUCCUGGAGCUCCUAAUGUGCCUAAUACAGCCAGUCCAAUGAACCCGGCUGCUGCAGGCCCUCCAGGAGCCUCAAAUAUAGCAGGACCAAGACCUGUUCCAGUCGCUGGUCAAGCUGGAGCUCCAAUCAACUCUCCAGCUCCAGCUCCAGGUCCAGCUCCUGUCUCGGCUCCUACCCCAAACCCAAGCGUAGUUACAACUGGGCCAGUUCCAGCACCUCCUCUAGUGAACACUUCAAGCUCUAACCCACCUACUGUAAAUAAUCCAGGCUUAAAUACUACUGGUGCUCCUCCUGCACGAGUUGUUCCAACUGCUCCUGUACAGCCUUCUCCAAACGUGGCUCAACAAACGGCCCCUAUUGCGCAAGUUCCUGUAGCUCAACCACCAGUAACUACAGCUCCUGGCCCACCCAGUGCGACACAUGUGACCCCUAUUAGAACACCAGUACUUACUGUGACUCCUCAAGUAGCUACUGGACAGCCUUUACCCCCAGUAGCAAGUCACCCUGUAGUACCCACAACUCACCAAGCUGACACCACUUCAUCUUCUUCUUCAUCCUCAACACCGUCAGCAACAUCCACUCCUACUACUAAUACUACCCAACCACCAGUUCCUACUCCUGUAAGACCUCAGACGACUACUGGAAACCAGCCUACUCCGGUAUCUCAAAUCCAACCCCAAAGACAGGCUAUAAAUCCAGCAGCUGCUCCUUCUGCUUCCCCCGUCUCUGCAGCUUCCGUACCUGGAGCAAGACCGACGAUACCUGGACAGCCUGGUUCAGCUGGUGCACCUGCUGUGCAGAGACCGCUUGCUCCUGGUCCUCCAUUGCAACCUGGCCAACCACCACGGCAACAAAUCGUUCCAAGACCACCUCCUGCCGCUCCUGAACCCAUAACCAGUCCUAAUAACCAAGCAACAAUUCUUAAACUUCAGUAUAUUGCCGCCAGGGACCCGUAUUUGAACGAUUUGAUGAAAAUUGUUGCCUCUGGCAGUGCCGCCCCAGCCCAAAUUGCUUCAUUUCAAGUGUAUAUCAACCGUGCAAGAAGUAUGCCAAUGCCUGAAGAACUGUUAGCAAGACAGUAUAACUAUCAAGCAAUGAGGCAACAGGUCAGGCCUCCUAAACCUCCUAAACCGCCCAAGCCACCAAAAGCCCCCAAACCACCCAAACAGCCUAAAGCUCCCAGAACACCAAAAGCAGCCGAUCCCAACAAGAAAGUCCGCAACAACUAUACUCUGAAACGAACCCUCAAACAUAUUAUCAUUGUAUUUGAGUUCAAGGAUAAUCCAGCUGAUAGGUAUGUUCUUCCAAAGGACUCAAUUAUGGAGGUGUUGCCAAAUGGUGAGAUUUUGCUUUCAUUUCUAGCUACCAAGGAGGUGGUACCUGAGGUAAAGCCCGAAGUUGCCAACAAUUCUAGCAAGCGAUCAUCGAAAUCGAAGAAACGUGAAUCAGAACGAGCACCUCUCCCUCCUACAGCCGAACCAAUAAUUUAUUUCACUCCUCUAACAAUUGCAAUGAGAAACAUUCCUCCUCGAUCUCUUCAAAUUGUCGAGAAGGGAGUUAACAGGCAAAAGAAAGUGGUACAACGAAUGGAGGAGAUCUUGAAAAAAGGUGUUCGCACUAAAGACUUUUCCGUUUGGUAUCAGAUUGAUAGUACUGACAUCGACUUAAUUGACACAUUAGAUGAGGGACCCAAACUUCCAGAGGGCGCUGUAAUUGCUCCUCGUAGACAAUACAAGCCCCGGAGAAGGAGGGAGGAAGGUGAAGUAGAUGGUGAGAAUACACCUAAAAGGCCAAGGAAAGCACCAGUUAAGAAAGAAGGCGAAGAUGGGGUGGAAAGUAGAACUAAAGAAGGUGAAGAUGGGGAGGAAAGUAAAACCAAAGAAGGUGAAGAUAGCGAGGCAAAGAAAGCCAAAGAAGGUGAAGUCGGAGAGGAAAAGAAAGGCGAAGAAGGUGAAGAUGGAAAGGAAAAGAAAGAAGGGGGCGAUGGAAAAGACCAUAAUACUGGUAAUAAAGAUUAUGUGGUCAAGAAAGAAAAUAUUGAUAAGAUGGAUAUCGAUGAUAAGGAACCGCAGGAAGAUAUUGAAAGUAAGGAGGGAGAAGUCGAGAAGAAAGAGCUUGCUGAGAAUGACAAAGAGAAGGUAGAAAAGUUAGAUAGCAAGGAGGAAGACGACAAGAAAGAGACCACCAACGGUGACAAUGGUGAUUUAGAGAAAUCAAGUAGUAACGAUACAUCUGACUCUUUGAAGAACCAGGACACUCCCGUGGGGCAUGAUUAA